Salvia splendens (bonfire salvia) is the source of this 431-nucleotide messenger RNA. RefSeq lists its product as uncharacterized. Lineage: Eukaryota; Viridiplantae; Streptophyta; Magnoliopsida; Lamiales; Lamiaceae. The record is from RefSeq and is a predicted model, not a curated record. The transcript is spliced from 3 exons. Bases 36 to 431 code for a protein of 131 amino acids.
UUUCUCUAUCAAAUUUCAUACCAAAAUCAAAGGCGAUGGAGCAGACAUAUACUCUUGAGCCGGUAGCGAUUUUACGGUGGCCAGUGGGCGCGGAGGAGUUAGAGGAGUACGCGACGAUUAUGAACAGUUGUGAUCAAGCAGCGCCGCAUGAUGGAGUUACUCUUAAGGUCUUGGACUUUCAAGGCUACGACGUCGUGGUCAGGGUCUGGUUGGUUAACGCCACCGCAACGCCACUCAAUCCCAAGGCCACGUGGAUUCGCCUGAAGUCGACAUUCUCUCCUGUUUCAAGACACGUCGCCGCGACGAUAAUGAUCAAGAUGAAGAAGAAGUUUGCUGCAUAUGCCUCGAUCUGCGCUUUAGGGCAUCUCCAGUGGCUUUUGCCCAGCAAUAGCUCAAGUGAGAUGGAUGGAUAUGAAAUUAGUGGUUGUUAA